Messenger RNA from Fundulus heteroclitus (mummichog), 4241 nucleotides. RefSeq lists its product as uncharacterized. Gene Ontology annotation, cellular component: nucleus. Lineage: Eukaryota; Metazoa; Chordata; Actinopteri; Cyprinodontiformes; Fundulidae. The record is from RefSeq and is a predicted model, not a curated record. Bases 1237 to 2361 code for a protein of 374 amino acids. Gene Ontology annotation, molecular function: DNA binding. The transcript is spliced from 3 exons.
ACAGGAAGAUCAGACUUGAAAGAGAACGCCAGUACGCAGCACUUAGGGGAGAGUGAGGUAAAGUGAGACACUGGGUAAUGUGAGACAACCCCUGUAUCUAGGCAACAGAACACAUUUGUGCCCAUGUGACCAUUUUGUUUCCAAGCUCCUCCCAUUUCCCCUUUGCCAUAAAGGAGAGAAGCUCAUUUUGCUCAGGUAAGCAUGUUUUUUCCAACAAAAUGUUUUUUGCAUGUAAAGUAAAUUUUUUUUGGUGUCAACUUAAUCAACUGUUGUGCCAAAGCAAAUUGAUUCUAGUAGAAAAACUUAUAUCAUACCUGUUGAUGAACUACCACCAUAUAAAACCAUGUGAUGGUGCUAGCUGAAGGUUAACCUGAAUUGAUAAGAAAGGUCAUUUUUUUUUUUAAAAAUGGUGGAGGUGGGGUAAAUUGAGACAAAGUCUGUGGGGUAAUGUGAUACAGUGUCUUACUUUACCCCCACCAUGAGGCACAGGUUAAGUUUAGUUGUAAACAUAUUUUAAUGUAAUAUUACACUGCAUAUGUAAUGUAAUAUUACUAUUAAUUACAUAUUAAUUAAUAUGUAAUGUUACAUUUUUAUUUUAAAUGUCAUAAACAUUGUAGAAAAGCCAUCAUGCCAAGGAAAUACACCAGGAAGACAACCUAGGGCAAAACACCCCUCGAGGAGAUGGAGAGUGCAGCCGCUAAAGUCAAGGAAGGAAAGAAGUCUCUAAGAGCAGCUGCAAGGGAUAGAAAUAUUGACAAGUCAAGUCUUUUAAGAUUCAUAAAGAAAAAAGAGAAAGGGGAAGUAAAAUCGGUAGCCUGGGGUGCAGUAGCUGAGGCAAAGAGAAUUAUUACAGAUGAGAUGGAGGAGGAGCGUGCCAAACACUUGAAACAACUAGUUUCAUUGGCCUUCUUCCAGUUAAGUCCCAUCAACUGGCCUUUGAAUAUGCAGAAAGGAAAAAUAUCCCUGUCCCUGACAAUUGGACAAAGACACAAUGUGCAGGUAGGCUAGGGUGUGCAAGAGAUCCCAUGAUUCUGUAGGUUAAUUAAGGCCAACUGAUCUUGGCACACAGCUAAAUCUUAUAAUAAUGAAUUGUCUACUCUAGGUGAAGAUUGGUUUUGCAGCUUCCUAGCACGUCGCCAUCUCUCUUUCCGAACUCCAGAGGCAACAUCCCUGGGAAGAGCUACAGCCUUCAAUAAAACUACAGUCAGGGAGUUCUUUGACAAUCUGGCUGUAGUUAUGGACAGGCAUGCCUUCCCUCCACACAUGAUUUACAAUGUGGAUGAAACAGGUGUCUUUACGGUACAAAAGCCACAGCAGGUUGUGACGGAGACAGGAAAAAAGCAAGUUGGUUCUGUCACAUCGGCUGAAAGAGGAGAACUGGUGACUGUGGUGUGUGCAGUGAAUGCUGCUGGGAAUGCCAUACCUCCCAUGUUUGUCUUCCCCAGAGUCAAGUUUAAGGAUUGCUUCAUGACAGGAGCACCACCAGGAGCCAAAGGUACCGCCACCAAAACGGGAUGGAUGAAUGAAGACAUCUGGCCUGAGUUCCUUGAUCACCUGAUACAGCACACUAACUGCACCCCUGAUCGUCCCAUGCUGCUACUCCUGGAUAAUCUAAAAGCUCACAUCUCACUCAAGGCAAUAGAAAUGUCCAAGAGCAACGGAAUUGUUCUGCUCACCCUCCCACCCCACACAUCCCAUCGCAUGCAGCCUCUCGACGUGACCGUGUAUGGCCCGUUCAAGACCCAAUACAGCCGUGCUCUUGAUGGGUGGAUGAGGUCUAACCCUGGCAAAACAGUCUCCAUCUACCAGACUGCAGGACUUGUGAAUGAGGCUUUCAUGUCAGCAGUGACACCACGUAACAUCACUUCUGGAUUUAGGUCCACUGGGAUUUUCCCAUAUAACCAAGACAUUUUCCCUGAUGAAGCGUUUGCACCAUCCAUGGUGUUAGACCGGCCAAACCCUGAGCUGCAGCCUGCCAAUGCAGAUGAUCUGGAUGGUCCACCCCCUGCAGAUGAUCCACCUGCAGACGAACCACCAGCUGCAGAUAAAUCACCCGCUGAUGCUUAUCCAUUCACUGCGCAUGGCCCACAUGGAUGUGCCUCGCCAGCUGAUUCAGAUGUGCUACGUGUUCCCAGCCGAACUGGAUAUGUGUCUCCCCGUGAAAUACUACCACUUCCCAAAUGUCCCCAUAGAACACAAACCAAACGAAAGCGUGUGAAGACAGCCAUCAUAACUGAUACUCCUGAGAAGCAGGCAAUUGAAAAGGCUUAUAAAAAAGACAAAAGAAACUGGCGGGGAAAAAGCAAAAUAGCAAAGAAAAGGGAAAACAGUAAAAGAAAGCAACCAAACGGAAAAUCGUAGUUAGCAGCUCUGAGGAGAGUGAUGUCCCUGUCCCAUUUGAUAAUGAAGAAGAGAGCUCUGAGGAUGAAAGAAGUGAUCCAGGAAACAAAGAUCUGUCUGUGGGUGACUUUGUCAUGAUUAACUUUACAACCAAACACAGGAACCUCUGGUAUAUUGGCAUAGUUGAAAAAGUUGAAUUGAAUGAAUGAUGAAAUUCUUACCCAAUUCCUUAGAAAAAUUCAGGGAAUACCAAAAGUGUGGGAGAGACCCACAUUUGCUAUUAAAGAAAAAGAUGUGGCACAUGUUACCAAAGCAGAUGUGGUGAAGAAGCUGCCUCAACCUAAGAGGCGUGGAGGGACCACACGUAGAGAACAACUCUUCAUCUUUCCCUGCAAUCUUCAGGGCUGGAAUGUGGAGUAGUUGUAGAGGCCUACUGUAUUUGUAGAGAAUGACUGAUGCUCUGAUUGUGGAUUUAGUCCUGUUGAGUCCCAGGCUGUUCUAGCUCGCUCUAAUGGUCCUGUGUUCUGACCCCGAGACUGUGUUCCAUUUGCUGUCUUUUUUAAGUGUCUCUGUUCAAUUGUACAUAGGCUCCUGGCAUUUUUAUAUUAAGACUUUUAUAUACAUAUAAAAAAGGGAUAUUUUGUAGUGUAGGAGUUGAGUUGCAGCAAGGUGAUUCAUACCUCUCAUUUGAAUGUUAAUAAAACAUUUUGAAUUACAUUAUGUUGUAUUUGAUUUUGUUUAGAAUUACUUUCAAGUGUUGUAGGAAAAAAUGUGCUUAAGAAAAUGAAUGGUGUUAAGAACUUUUCCUUACCUGUUCUAGAAUUUAAUGGGAAAAUAGCUGUUAGUAAUAAAGAAAAAGCUGAGUUAUUAGCGGAAACAUUACAUUUUAUAUCUUCAGAAAAUUUAUCUGAAGAUAUAACAAGUUAUAAAGAGAAGAUUUUAGCUGACAAUCCAGGAGUCACCAACAAGAGAAUGGUUACAAAUCAAGAUUUAGAUACACCUUUUAAUUUGUAUGAGCUGAAAAAAGCUAUUUUUAAUGUUAAACAGUCAACACCAGGAAAAGAUGGAGUUUGUUAUAUAAUGCUUAAACAUUUAAAUGAUAUAUCUCUUACUGUUAUUUCAAAACUGUUUAAUCUGAUUUGGGAGACGGGUGUUAUUCCUGCGGCAUGGAAACAGUCUGUUAUAAUUCCUGUGUUGAAGCCAGGUAAAAAUUCAACCGACCCUUCAAACUAUAGGCCUAUAGCUCUUACAUCUCAAUUAGGGAAAACAAUGGAGAGAAUUGUAACAAAUAGACUAUCAUAUUUUCUUGAAAGUAAAAAUUUUAUCUGUCCUUUUCAAAGUGGUUUUCGUAAAAGAGAAAUACGAUGAAUGCGUAUGUUGUGGAGCUUUUAGAUCAUCUCCUGUGGCUGCUUUGCAAGUUGAAACUGGUGAGCUUCCUUUAAGGUUAAGAAGAUUGAAACUAAUGUAUGUGUAUUGGGUAAAUCUACAGGGACAUAAUAAUGAUCAUCCAACUAAGACGGUGCUACAGGACUGUUGGGAGCAUCAUAAAUCUAAUUCUAACAGCUUUGGGUGGAUUGGGGACAUCAAAGCUCACAAUUUGGGGUUGACUCAGUUCAAGUACAGUCUUACAGUUCCACAGUCACCAAUUCCACCAUGACUAUUUAUCACACCAGAAGUUGAUCUACAGUUAGGGAAACUUCUUAAAAAGGGAAAGACUCCAGAAUGGGUUAUAGUUAAUAAUUAUUUUGCAAUAUUUAAAAAUAGUAUAAUUAUAUAUACAGAUGGAUCUAAAGAUCCUAAUAGUGGCAGAACAGGAGAAGCUGUGAAUAUCCCACAUGUUAGGAUAUCAACAAGGUCAAGUGGAACGAGCUGUUUAUCCCAGAACUGCAUGGCACACUUAG